UUUAACUUCCUCUUCUGCAAACUGAACGAGGGGUAGAAAUGUGGUGGGAUUUAAACGUUGUCUCUGUUUUCAUAAAGUUUAAAGAUACUGAAAGAUAUUGAAAACCUGUAGAAAGCAGACUGAGGGAGAAAGAGAGAAACAUCCGCUCCUUGAUCCUCGGCAGCACCUGAUCUAAACACAAUGGAGGAAGGUAGGUGCACAGGUAUUACAAGCUAUUUGUGGAUAAACAUCGAUUAGCACUAGUCCAGAGAGUAAAAAACAUUGGACCAAUUCUGGAUGGACUGCUCUCAUAUAAAGUUAUCAAUAGAGAACAUUAUGAGGAAAUCCUAUCCCUCCAUGGCCCUCAGGAGAAGAUGAGGGCUCUCCUAAGAGGGCCUUUGAGAGUCUGUGGACCUGGAGGAAAAGAGAUAUUUUACAAACUGCUGAGAAAACAUGAGUCAGAUCUCCUCGAUGACCUUGCUGAUGAGUCUGAGAAAUAUAAGAAGAAUAAGAAAGACAUGGAGGUAGAAAGCAUGAUGGCUCAGAAGAUACUUCUUGAAUCAUUGAAUGGUUUGAGUUCAGAUGAGCUUAACCAAUUCAAGUCACUCAUUGAAUUAGAGGAAAGUUUCCCACUGAUCCUAAGGGGUCGACUCAAAGUGGCAAACACAGAUGAAACAGUGGAUCUGAUGGUGAAGACGUUCAGCGGAAAGUGUGUGAAUAUGACCAAAACAGUUUUAAAGAAGAUGAACAGGACUGAUCUGGUGCAGAGAUUGUCAGACAUCAGCUCAGGAACCAAAGAGGAACCGCUUCCUUCUCUGAUCCAGAGUGUGGAAACAACGGCGUCUGUCAUAGAGCUGCUUCUGGAAACACUGAAAGAUUUGAGUGACCAGAAUUUAGAGAGUUUUAAGAGGGUCCUGAGUCAAAUUCUCUCCGACAAAGGCAACCCACACAUCUCACCAAGGCGGCUCAUGAUGAGUGACAGGCAGGACAUGGUGUUUUAUUUGGUGCAAGAUCACAGCGAUCACAGACUGCUGGAGAUGACCACUGAGGCUUUUGAGAAGAUGAACAGGACUGAUCUGGUGCAGAGGCUGUCACAAAGCAGCUCAGGACCCAAAAAGAAACACUCAGAGGCACAGCGACCUGCAGUGAUCCAGAAAGUAGCAACAAUGGCAGCUGUUAAACAUCUGCUUUUGGAAACUCUGAAUGAUUUGAGAAACGAGGAUCUAGAGAAAUUCAAGCAGACCCUAGAUUUAAUUGUCUCCAAGAAGAAGCAGAGAUAUUUUUCAUGGAUUUGGAGUUCCUCACCAGACAGAGCACAAACAGUGAAACAGAUGAUGGAGAUCUUCGGCCAACAGUGUGUAGAGAUAACCAUGGAGGUUUUGAAGGACAUUAACAGGACUGAUCUGAGGCAGAGGUUGACAAAGCCCAGCUCAGAACUCAAAGAGAUGUACUCUGUGGAUGAACAUCGACCUGCACAGUCCGAGGGAGCACCAAUUGCAGCAGAGAAAGAGAUCCUUUUGAAAACUCUGAAGGAUUUGAGUGACGAUGAGCUCCACAGAUUUCAGUGGUUGCUGCAGUUCACAUUCUUCCAGAAGAGCAUAUCCUCCUUUCAUGGAUAUCCCUAUUGGACAGCAAGUGCACUCCAGCUGGUGGAUCAGAUGGUGGAUACCUGUGGUCCGCAGUCUGUGGAGGUGACCAGGGAGGUUUUAAUGGACAUGAACAGAACUGAUCUAGUGGAGAGAUUAUCAGAGACUAUCUUAAGACUCAAAGACAUUCAUUUUCUCUCUUCAGAGAUGUACUCUGUGGAUGAACAUCGACCUGCACAGUCCGAGGAAGACUCCAGUGGCUGGACUAAACUUGAACCUGAGGUGAACAGUACAGAUGAAGAUGAGGCAUCAACUUACAGCCUAAAGUCUGAAGCGGGAAACUUUGAAUGCAGUGUCUCUGGCUUGCGCUGGGUCUGUCAGGAAAAGGUCAGCUUUAAGUACAAGUUUUGCUCUUCGGAGGAACCCAUGAAGAGGAUGGAGAUGAUGAAAUACAUGCCUGCAGGUCCCCUGAUAGACAUCACAGUGAUUUCUGGGAAGUUAUUUGAAGUGUACCUGCCACACUGGAUCUGCAUAGAUGACAUCCCUAAAAUAUUGCAAAAGUUUGCAGUCCUGCACAUAGAUGACUGUGGAGAUGUUGUGGAAAAAGUGUCUGAAGUCACAUCGUCCCAUGUCAAGCUGUCUGAACCAGUUUUCUCUCCAAGAGCCGUCCUGAUGAAAAUGGGCUUUCCAGUAAAAAUACACUGUAACGUUUUGAUUUAUUCUAAACUCGACACAUCCUGCAUCCUUCUUCAUGUUUACCUGACCCCGCUCGAUCCUGCUCUUGAAGAGACCAUGGACAAGAAGAAAAAAGACUUCAAAUUGAUCCAAAAGCCACGCCCAAACGAGUGCCUGACGCUGCACCAAGAUUUCAACCUCACAGCAGACAUAACAACGGCCCAGAUUGGCCCAAAGAAAAUAACCCUCAGAUAUGAAAGCCAAGAGCCAAACUUCUAUGAAGUGUACAUUGAGAAUCCAGACAGUUACUUCCACCUUACACUCUCUCAACUUAACAAAGGGAAACGCAAACCACAGUGUGAACCAGUAUGGAGCUGUGAGAUUCGAAAAGUUGACUUACGAAACUCUGGUGAUUCAGAUGUGAAAGAGACAUGUGGACAACCCUCCAUUACUGGUCCAUGGGAUAUGGAACACUCUUCUGAUGAGAUGCAGGGGGUGGCAUCAGUCACAACAACAAAAGAGAGGCUUUUGAAAAUGCUGGAAGAUUUGGGACAGGAAGAGUUCAACAAAUGUAAGUGGUACCUGCGGGACAGUGACGUCCUCGCAGGCCUCCCACGCAUCUCAUGCAGCCAACUGGAAAACAGUAACAUAUUAGACCUGGUGGAUCUGAUGUCGCAGACCUACAGCCAAAAGUCCUUGGAGGUGACCAAGAAGAUUUUCCAGAAAAUAAACAGGAAUGACCUGGUGCAGAAGUUGUCAGACAUCGGCUCAGGAUCCAAAGCUGAAGGAUAAUCAGCUUGAGAAUACUGCGGAGGAAGAAACUCAGUGGAUGAACACGGAUCCAGAGAGUGAGCAAGGAGACAUCUUGCUGGUUCUAAACAAGCUUUCAUUCAGUGAAUGCUGGAUGAAAAUGAUCAUCACCUUGAACUAACAUAUUUUGAUACACACAAAUGUAUAUAUUUUAUCAUGAUUCAACUCUUGCAGAAUUGCAGAUUUAUUCAGGUUUAUCUAUUCAGCAACAAAACGUAAAUGUUUUUCUUCAGUAAUGUAACAUAUCUUUAAGGUGUCAGUCAUACUGAAUUUUGCAAAGUUUUCAAAACAGAAGUGGAAAAUUAUUGUAAAUACUUUUCAAGCAUGAAUAUAAAUGGACAUUUCAUGAUGAUGCUUCUGGGGUUAUCGAGGUAAAGAAAUAUUUCCCUCACAUUCUCAAAGUUAAGCAAUAAAUCAUUGAUUAUUGUUGAGGAUAUUUCAUACAGUUUAUUUUAUUCAGUUCGUUCAAGAUUUAUACCUAAAAUACAAUGUAUCUAUUUUUUAUGUCAUUGUUUCUGUUUUUUGCAGUCAAUGUUUUUCUUUAAUAAUGCUCUUAAUAAAGCACUUCAAACUGCCUUCUUUAAAGUUGUAAGAACUUUAAAGAAGGCAGUUUGAAGUGCUCUUUCUGUAUUUGUGAAUGAAGCGCCAUCUCCUGGUUAAAUCCUGAAAUUGAAAAUCUGGCAACGCCCUCUUGGAAAAUAGUGGGAGGGCUUAACAUUCCCAGACGCUGGUUUUAGGCAGGUCAAGGCAGGAAGCUGUAAGCUGGAGUCCUAUCUGAAGUGCUGCAUCUGUAUACAAAUGUGUCCUUUUACCAUAUGGAUGUUCUGAAUCCUUUGAAUGUACCAGUUUGUAACAAUGAUGGCUGAAUUUUGUGGAUGGUCAAAUAAAAAAUUAUU
This is a messenger RNA of Trematomus bernacchii (emerald rockcod), 3946 nucleotides long. RefSeq lists its product as uncharacterized. Gene Ontology annotation, biological process: regulation of apoptotic process. Lineage: Eukaryota; Metazoa; Chordata; Actinopteri; Perciformes; Nototheniidae. The record is from RefSeq and is a predicted model, not a curated record. Gene Ontology annotation, cellular component: cytoplasm. The transcript is spliced from 22 exons. Bases 354 to 3032 code for a protein of 892 amino acids.